ACAGGCACUGAAUUUCUGUUUCAAAAUUUUAAUGCAAAUGGCAGUUGAACAGAAAAUUGAUGUCUUCAUUGCGGACAGUUACGUCACGGUCACCUGGUUGCCCCCAAUGUCUGCAGAUGCCAUGGAUCACCUCCCUGGAUAUAGCCGAGGCCAUCUCUCAUGGUGGUAAAUGGAGGGAAUUUAUUCUUGAUGACAUAAGGGGCAUUCCCAAACAGAUGUCCUCCAGUACCUGUGGGAUGUACAUCCUUAUGUAUGCCAUGUACCUACUCUUUGGGAUGCCCUUUGACUUCACAGAGAUUGACAUGGACAGAGCUCGAAGAUGGUGGGCUGUGCAGACUCUUACCAACUUCCCAGGGAGAGAAGCCUGGGAAAGGGAAAGGGAUAGGGCAGUGGAUCCUUUCCCCAGCAAAAGACCACGUCUUGAGACCCAGACUCUGAGAAGUGUGGCUGUCGCUGCAACUUGGGUGCAAGACAACAUGCCUGCUUUCCGUGGUCAUGUGGAUUUCCCCCCCAUGGUGAGCAUGGAUAAGGAUCAGCGGUAUGAGGCUUUGGACCAGCUGUAUACCUCAGAUGACCAGGACUGCCGCGUCUUCACAUUUCAACUAAAACAAGACUAUGAAUAUUUCAUAGACAAUUUUGACACGAAAUAUAAACUUGGUCACGCUCUUAGAUUUCUCGAGAGGCCGGCGUGCACAGAGGCACCCACACCCCUCCCCUUGGGUGUGGACACCAGCCCCUCUCACACUAACCUCUCACACUAAAAGUAACCAAGUACCACCCCUGUUAUUUGUCUUUGUAUAAAACAUUGCUUGUUUAUAAAGCGUAAUUGACUACACACACUGCACUGCCUGCAAGAUGGGGCCCUAUGUGUGUAGGGAAGUGGUAAAGUGUGAAGGUGCACAAGAUUGGUGUGUUAUGUUGUGGAUUGGUGAAUGCAAUUCAAUGUGGAAAGCAGAGUCAAAUCCAUAGAGGUAGUGUCAAGUGAUGCAUGACAAUUUUGACACGAAAUAUAGACUUGG
This is a messenger RNA of Sardina pilchardus (European sardine), 1019 nucleotides long. RefSeq lists its product as uncharacterized. Gene Ontology annotation, biological process: proteolysis. The transcript has 8 exons. Bases 60 to 761 code for a protein of 233 amino acids. Lineage: Eukaryota; Metazoa; Chordata; Actinopteri; Clupeiformes; Clupeidae. Gene Ontology annotation, molecular function: cysteine-type peptidase activity. The record is from RefSeq and is a predicted model, not a curated record.